UUCUUCCUCGCACUUGAAUAUUUGCGUUGUUGUGUGAUUGGCUAUGAGUGUGGUUGGCACAGAAGCCUGAUUGCUCCUGCCUUUUUUUGUUGGUCACUAUAACUUGGCUGAGCUCACCAAUUGCUUAUUUAUUGAAGUCUCUGUGUUGAUUUGUUGCGUGUAACAAUAUGUUGGACAUGCUUGAGUACAGUCAUUACCAGGUCCAGACUCAUUUGGAAAGCCCCAAUAAAUAUCACCUCCCGCAGAGUCCAAGGCAGCAGGUGAAGCACUAUCUGACCAGCACACUUGGCUCUAAGCUAAGCCCUCCAUUAAACAGCCAGCACCCGGAGCACGGCAUGCCCCCCGGCCCCGGAGCCAGCGCCCCCAACAGCCCUAUGGCCCUGCUCACCCUCACAAACAACUGCGAGAAAGAGAUGGACGACGUUAUUGAAGACAUUAUCAGUUUGGAGUCGAGUUACAAUGAUGACAUCCUUGGAUUAAUGGACGCAGGACUUCAAAUACCAAAUACGAUCCCAGUUUCUGCGAAUCUUCUUGACAUCUAUAGUAAUCAUGCACUUCCUCCAUCUGGAGUCUCCAUUGGGAAUUCCUGCUCAUCUAGUUUACCCAGCGUCAAAAGGGAAUUCUCAGCUCCUGACAUGAUGCACGUGGACCAACCUGGACUAUGUGGCAAGUUUGACUCUUAUCAGAGGCCCGAAGGCCUUCCAGUAGAAGCAGAAGUGAGAGCUUUGGCAAAAGAGAGGCAAAAGAAAGACAACCACAACCUGAUCGAACGAAGACGACGCUUUAACAUAAAUGACAGAAUUAAAGAACUUGGGACGUUAAUUCCCAAAUCUAACGAUCCCGACAUGAGGUGGAAUAAAGGAACUAUUCUGAAGGCCUCAGUGGACUACAUCAGGAAGCUACAGAGAGAGCAGCAGAGAGCAAAAGAGCUGGAGAGCAGACAGAAGAGACUGGAGCACACCAACAGACACCUCCUGCUUCGCAUUCAGGAGCUGGAGAUGCAGGCUCGUGCUCAUGGUUUGGCUGUAGGAGGCUCCUCAGCACUUUGCUCCAGUGAGUUGGUGGCCUGCACAAUCAAGGAAGAACCUGUUAGCUAUACAAGCUGCGUGUCCGAGCUGUACGCUCGGCCACACCUCCCCAGCCCGGAUCAUUCCCGGCCCACCACUCUGGACCUCAACAACGGCACUAUUAGCUACAGUGACAGCACCACAGACGAGGCAGAGGCAGGGCUGUAUGCAAGCCACAAAGAACCCUCAGCCAAGCUAAACGAAAUGUUUCUGGAGAACACAAUGUCACCAGUGGGCACCAGUAACCUGCUGCUCUCCUCAGGUUCUCCCACACACUCCGACAGCAGCAGACGAAGCAGCACCAGCACAGAAGAACAGGAGAAGGGCUGUUAGCACCGCUUAAUGAACUUACUCUUAAAUUACUGUUUAUUAGUAUUAUCGUUGGGUCAGUUGUACUGGCUGUUGUCUGUCUAAUGCAAAAUAUUGAAGAUAUUUUCUACAUUUUGAUUGCAAAUAUAUUCAGGAUUUUUGAUUAUAUUAGUAAUAUAUUCAAUGGUGUUUCCAAGCAUCCCUAAAGAUAAACAAGAUUUGGAAAACAAUUAGGAUUUUUGGCAAUUUUUUGAAAUUUGGAGUAUUCAUUAUUUUCAACUGUAUUUUUUUAUUUUGUGCUUUUUAUCAUAUUCACCCGUGAAUGUAUAUUAAAAUAUCAG
This is a messenger RNA of Tachysurus fulvidraco (yellow catfish), 1717 nucleotides long. It is a transcript of the gene mitfa, whose product is annotated as melanocyte inducing transcription factor a. Gene Ontology annotation, molecular function: RNA polymerase II cis-regulatory region sequence-specific DNA binding; DNA-binding transcription factor activity, RNA polymerase II-specific; protein dimerization activity. The transcript has 9 exons. Gene Ontology annotation, biological process: regulation of transcription by RNA polymerase II; melanocyte differentiation. NCBI's taxonomy places the organism in Eukaryota, Metazoa, Chordata, Actinopteri, Siluriformes, Bagridae. The record is from RefSeq and is a predicted model, not a curated record. Gene Ontology annotation, cellular component: nucleus. Bases 168 to 1400 code for a protein of 410 amino acids.